AUGCACUAUACACUCGACGAUACUCGUCAACAGCUAAACGAACUUCCAGUGCUAGUUGAAAAGUUAGUCCAUGCCCACGUUAACUCAGAUGGCGCAAUAAUUUUUAACGGUUUGAAAAAGUAUUUGAAUCAAAUUCGACAGUGUGGUCAUAUGACAAUCAUCGGAAAAAAAGCUUGUUAUCGAAGUGCCCUUGGGAUUGCGCUGUUUUUGAAGGAAUUAUUAAGCAUACCUGUUACUGUAUUAUUACCAUUGGAUUUUCGCUAUGGAGCGAUUAAGCGUUCUGGUCUAUUCUUUUUCGUUUCGGAUUCACAUCUAACAACUGAUGCUGAAUCAGUGUUAAGGUACUGCAAAGAACGUGGUGCAGUUAUAUUGGCAAUGACCAACAACGAGUCUUCGAGAAUCGCUUGUGGGACACACUGCGAUUUUGUUGUGAAUAUUGGUGCAGAAAAAAGUUGUUCCAAUGUAAAAGCGUACAUACUUUACUCUAUUGAACUCAUCCUAUUUGAUUUAAAUUUAUGCGAAGAUAUGAUUCGUCAAGAUAGACGAUGUGAAUUACUUUUGGAUGAACUACGUCAAUGUCCAGAUCUCAUUCGAAGGUUAUUCAAGUGCGAUGGUGAUGUGUUUGAUUAUGCCCAACAGUUGAAUCAUCUUAAAGAAUCAUUCCUGCUGAUUAUGGGAAACAGAUUAAAUUUGGGCAUAUGUCUGGAAAGUGCAGACGUAAGUCGAAAACAAGAUAUGUUCAUGACUAUCGCUCUUGGAAGUGAACAGACAAUACAGAUUAAAUGACACAUUAUCGACUCUCAGGCGCUUGCAUCUACAGAAAUCUAUUCUAUUUAUAACUCGAAUAGGGGUUUGUACAGUUUAGCUGAUUAAUUUUUCCUUUUCUUUUAGAACGUUUCUGUACUAACCGAUAUGAAAUGUGAAGAAGCGAUGAUAACGGAGAUUAAAACCCAAGGGGGAAAAAGCAUACUUCUGUACUUCUCGGUACCUCUCCGUACUUCUUGAUACUUCUUACUUUUUCGUACUUCUCCGUACUUCUGAAGUACGAAGUACGAAAGAGGGAAAAGUACAAAAAAGUACGAAAAAGUAAGAAGUAUCAAGAAGUGCGGCGAAGUACCGAGAAGUACAGAAGUAUGCUUUUUCCCCCUUGUUAAAACCUCUCAAGUCACACUCAUUAAAGAUAGUGUCCCACUAGUAGCCAUUCUGUUAGAUGAACCAUUAAAAUCUGUAAGUAAACAAAGUCUUCUGAAACAAAGUAUGAACGAGUUCUCUAUUUUAGAAAUGUAUGCACUUAUUUACGCAAGUGGUGUCAUAUGGUGGUAACGUUCUACUUAUUACAACCGAAAAUGAUCAUAAGUUGCCCGUUAGCAGAGAUCGAAUUGUAGUACCACCAGUAACACACUAUCUCCAAAGAUUACUAUGCCUGAUACCGAUGUAUUUACUAGCCAUUCAUAUUGCACGUUUACAUAAUGUACUGUUUGUUGACCCAAAUUAUUUGUAAUAUCCUUUUUUUCUUGAAAUUCUCAUUGUGUUUUAUAUGUACGCUUUUCUCUGUAAAUUGCACAAAUAAAGCAUGCUAGAGGAAAUGUAACAGAGUAACCUAAAAAAGUCUACUUCACACUCCUUCAUCGCAGUUUUAAAAAAAAACAUGUUUUUUGUUGAAUUCUAUUGACACAUUCGACAACAAUGUAUUUCCUUGGAUAUCACUGUUGAUUUGUAAGAUAAAUGUGUAUAUAUUAAUCAUUUUCGGAUCAAUAGUUAUCUUUCCUUUCUAUUUUACUAAGCGCUUCGGAUCUUUAUAAAACUAGAUGGAAGACAAUAAAAACAAAAAGAUGAACGUACAGCACCUUUUUCUUGACUCCUUUCUAAUAUGCGUCCAUCCAAAACUUUUAUCCUGCUGCCAUCACUAAUUUAUCUUAAUGUGAGAAACAACAACAAUGAAACAUAUAAAUAUGUAAGAGGCCGGUUUAGAAUGUAAGCUAGCUGAAGUUAAUCAAGUAUAUCAAAGUCGAUCUUGAUAACAUAAACACGAAUGGACGACAGAGGUUCCAUAAUUUCAACUAAUUCACGUUAAAAGAAAUAAAAGAUGUUUUCAACUCUAUCUUUUAUUUUGAGAUAAAGAGAGCUAAUAUUAUCACAUAUCUUGCACGAAAUAAUUUUUCGAAUAAGAUCAUCUUUAGAAUUAUUUUAUUACAAAUGCAACGGACACAUGUUAAUUGUGGAAAAUACAUUGCGAGGGUAGAUCAACAAGGGUAGUUUAGAAGGUUAAGAACUUCAAGAUCAGAAAUUUUACUCGACUAUGAAUUGAUCACUAUUUAGUUACCUUAGAAAAAUACACGUGCUUCUAGAACUAUGAACUUUGUUUGCGCCAAGAAGAGGAAAAGAGUAAAAUAAAUUUUUACGACGAUGCUUGGGAAGUAGAUAACGACCCUUUAGAGUGAAAUCUUAUACAUAUCAUAGAUCUCCUUUUACUCAACUGAUUGAUUGUUAUUGUUUUCUAGUAUGUUCGUCUAGAAAUGAAAUCCCGUUAUGAUAGAAUUUUUUUUACGCUUCCACUACUCGGACACUUUAUUACGCUUUUCCUACGGGAUAUAUGUGAAGAACAGAAAAGUAAUAGUAAUUAAGUAAAAGUAAUAACUAAGUAAUAAUUUCAUUAGUAUAAAGAAAUUAGUAAAUUUGUGUUUUAAUUUAAAAGCCAGUUUCUGAAAAAAGUGAGAAUGACUAAUUACAUUUGAGUUGCUCUAAUUUUUGGUGUACGUUAGACUGUCAACAAUAUUUACACUUCAUUGUUGUCUAUCUCCAAUUAUGUGAACUGCAAGAUCCGUUUGCAUGAAUUAAUAAUUAAUGAUGAAAAAUGAAUUUCUGAGGCUUUUUUUUUUUUUGCCUCUCCAAAUAACUCAACUAUAAAUAGAAAAGUUGGCAGAGUAUUAUCUGCAUUAUCAGUGAAAGUUAAUAUAUACACUAUUCUUUUUGUAUCAUCCGAGGUGAAAGGUAUUGAGACUAUUUCAUCCAAUAAUCUGAAAUAAAAAUUACGGUAGCUUGCUAUUGUACAAGUAAUUUUAUCUAGCAGUACAGCAGUGUGAGAUCCAAACAUACAGUUCCAUGUAUAUACCAGGAUUCCUAAACUUCUAAGACGAGGUUCUCAUAAAACCAAUUCACAGUCUAACCUCCAACAUAGGCUAUGAAAAGCCUUUGCGCCUUUUAUGUGAUAGUCAGUAACCUAUACCAAUAAAUCAAACUAUAAGGUCAAUGAAACAAAAACUCCAGAACGAAUCCAAAAGUGUAUUAUUCAAACAUACUCAUCUUUGUCUAAAUCUCCGUCAUAAACAGCAUUAUUUUCCGAUUACGCGUAUUGCUCAAUAGAAAUCAUGAACAGCUUUCCCGUUGAUGGAAGACUUUCUAUUUUAAAAACAAAAAAUCGAUGUUUCUUACGAGGGAACAUUCCCAAGUGACGCGCUCCGAUUUCAUUCGUUCGUACGUCGAUCGAUAGAGGAUAGUGAGCUAGUAAAAAGCCUAAAAGGGUUCGGGCUCUUUACUCUUGAAGACCCGGUUUUCUGUAAAACCAGUUUUUCAGAAACUUUAAGAAAUAAGCAAAAUCUUUUCUUAAUGAGGUAUAAUUGCAGCCCGUACAUUUCUGAUUAAAAUGAGACAUCUCCC
Messenger RNA from Didymodactylos carnosus, 3657 nucleotides. The record is from the annotation of a GenBank genome assembly. Lineage: Eukaryota; Metazoa; Rotifera; Eurotatoria; Philodinida; Philodinidae.